Molecule: messenger RNA, 1002 nt
Organism: Symbiodinium natans
Lineage: Eukaryota; Dinophyceae; Suessiales; Symbiodiniaceae
Source: the annotation of a GenBank genome assembly
AUGCCACUGCGAACGGCGCUCACCGAGAUGUUGGGGAUCGAGCACCCGAUCAUUCAAGGAGGCAUGCAGUAUGUCGGCUAUGCAGAGAUGGCGUCUGCCGUGUCCAACGCUGGAGGCCUCGGGAUCUUGACCGGCCUCACGCAGCCCAGCCCCGAAGCCUUGCGGGCGGAGAUCCGGCGAUGUCGCACGAUGACGGACAAGCCCUUCGGAGUCAACCUCACCAUUCUUCCGGCUCUCAUUCCCGCCGACUACGAUGCCUUCGCGCGCGUGGUGGCGGAAGAGAAGGUGACGAUGGUUGAACUGGCUGCAGGGUCGCCGAAAAAGUACACGCCGAUGUGGAAGGCUGCGGGCGUCAAAGUUCUCCACAAGUCGGCCACUAUCCGUCAUGCGCUCAAGGCCCAAGAAGCCGGGGUGGACUUGAUUGAGAUUGUGGGUUACGAAGGCUCAAUUGCUGGCGGUCAGCCGGGUGAUGAGGUCGGCGCAUGGGUGUUGCUAGCCAAGGCCACCUCGAUGUUGAAAGUUCCCGUCAUUGCAGCGGGUGCAUCAGGCACUGGAAGACAGCUUGCAGCUGCCUUGGCCAUGGGGGCGCAGGGCAUCACGAUGGCCACCCGAUUCCUUUGCACCGUGGAGGCUCCAAUCGACCAGAAGGUGAAGGAGACCCUGAUGCGCCCAGACAUGGACGAGAGGAGCACCACCAUUGUCUUAGGGACGCUCAGCAACGCCACGCGGGUCUUCAAGAAUGGCGUGUCGCUGAAGAUUCGUGAAAUCGAAAGCCAAGGUGAAGUUGACUUCAGCCAAGUCAUGCCGCUGGCAAGCGGCAGCCGAACGAAGAAGAUGUGGCAAGAGACAGGGGACACCGACGAUGCGAUGUGGAGCUGUUCCCAGAGCAUCGGUCUCAUAAGUGACAUUCCAACGUGCAAGGACCUGCUCAGGCGCAUCGUGGCCGAAGCGGAAGAUCGCCUGUCCACGGGGAUGCAGUGCGUCGUCGCCGCGAAGCUUUGA